ACCAUAUGGAUGGAGGCCUUACAUUUCCUCUGCACCCUCAAAUAGGAAUAAGUGAGGAGUUAAACUUUGUUGGCCCUAUUAAUCAGCUGUGAGCUGCCUGCACAAGGAAGUAGUUACAAGUCCCAGGCAGGAAAGGGGAAGUAGAGUGGAUCAGAGAGAAAUAAGUUUUCUUUAGUUGGUUCAGAGCUUUGUCAGAGUUCGUGUUGACUGCUCAGAGUCCAUGAACUGAGGCUCCUGUUUCAAACCCCACCUAUCUUCUCUAUUUUACUGGACAUCAGAAGUUCCGGGCGGCAUGGCGUACCAUAGUUUUCUGCUGGAGCCCAUCACUUGCCAUGCCUGGAACAAGGACAGAAGCCAGAUCGCUUUGUGCCCGAACAAUCAUGAUGUCCACAUUUACAAGAAGGACGGAGCCAAGUGGACAAAGGUUCAGGAGCUGAAGGAACAUAAUGGCCAGGUGACGGGUAUCGACUGGGCCCCGGACAGUAACCGCAUCGUCACUUGUGGCACUGACCGCAAUGCUUACGUCUGGACCCUGAAAGGAGCCCAGUGGAAACCUACGCUGGUCAUUCUGAGGAUAAACCGCGCGGCUCGCUGCGUGAAAUGGUCCCCCAAAGAGAACAAGUUUGCCGUGGGAAGCGGAUCCCGCCUCAUCUCGAUUUGCUACUUCGAGCAAGAAAACGACUGGUGGGUUUGCAAGCACAUCAAAAAACCGAUUCGCUCCACAGUCCUUAGUUUGGAUUGGCAUCCCAACAACGUAUUGCUGGCAGCUGGAUCUUGUGACUUCAAAUGCAGAAUUUUCUCUGCCUACAUCAAAGAGGUUGAGGAGAAGCCUGGCCCUACGUCCUGGGGUUCCAAGAUGCCCUUUGGAGAGAUGCUGUUCGAGUCGAGCAGCACCACUGGCUGGGUCCACAGCGUUUCCUUCUCUGGCAGCGGGAAUCGCGUGGCCUGGACAGCUCACGAUAGCAUGAUAGCUGUGGCCGACGGCGAGAAGACCGCUACUAUCAGCAGCUUCGUCUCAGAUUCCCUGCCUCUCCUGUGUGUGACAUUCAUCACCGAGAACAGCCUGGUGGCAGCGGGCCACGACUGCUACCCGGCGCUCUUUGUCUACGACGCGGGCAAAGGCUCGAUCGCUUUCGGCGGGAAGCUGGACGUGCCCAAGCAGAGCGCCCAGCGAGGGGUGAGCGCCAGGGAACGCUUCCAGAACAUGGACAAGAAGGCCACGUCGGAGCGAGAGGAGGCCACGCUGGACACUCUGCAUAAGAACAGCAUCAGCCAAGUUUCUAUCCUGGAGGGUGGGAAAAGCAAGUGCACUAAAUUCUGUACCACUGGAAUGGACGGGGGGAUGGCUAUUUGGGAGAUCAAGACCCUGGAAUCUGCUUUGAAAAAUUUGAAGAUAGCUUAACUCUGGAAUAACUGAUGCACCAAUACAAAGUGAAAGGAACCCCCAAAUGUGUGCCCAGACAUAAGCAUCAAAGGUGCAUUUUACAAUAAUCAUUCAGUUCUGAAACCAAUAGACAGUUUCUUCGCAACUGUGCAUUAAACAUUACAAGAAGGAUUUGAAGGAGAUGUAAUGAUAUGAGGAAAUGUUGUGAAACAUGCAUUUCCGUGCAUUUUAUGCUUUUGCAAAAUAAACGGCUUCAGCUGUGGUCUCCUGUGUGCCACCCGUCUGAAA
This is a messenger RNA of Paramormyrops kingsleyae, 1672 nucleotides long. Its product is annotated as actin-related protein 2/3 complex subunit 1B-B-like. Lineage: Eukaryota; Metazoa; Chordata; Actinopteri; Osteoglossiformes; Mormyridae. Gene Ontology annotation, biological process: Arp2/3 complex-mediated actin nucleation. Gene Ontology annotation, molecular function: actin filament binding. Gene Ontology annotation, cellular component: actin cytoskeleton; Arp2/3 protein complex. The record is from RefSeq and is a predicted model, not a curated record.